Messenger RNA from Entamoeba invadens IP1, 849 nucleotides. RefSeq lists its product as hypothetical. Lineage: Eukaryota; Evosea; Mastigamoebida; Endamoebidae. Bases 1 to 849 code for a protein of 282 amino acids. The transcript has a single exon. The record is from RefSeq and is a predicted model, not a curated record.
AUGGGCAACACACAACAAACUGUUUCAACGACAAAAGUACACAAGAGAGUGCAGACAGACGACUUAACAGUCACUCCUAUAUUUUCUGUGGGUACAAAAUAUAUAUCAGACUCUAUGAGUUCUUCUUCUAAUGACUCUCCUAUUCAAGAAAGCCCCUUGGCUUAUCUUAAGCCUUCCGAACCAUUGUACACAAAGACUGAUAAGAAAAGAAAAAGGUCAUUAGGGUUUCUCUCCCCGCGAUCAAGGAAAGGAAUAUCUAUCUUAAAAAAACGUUCGUCGUCUUCGACUCAAGUUAUCGACCAAGACGACUCUGUUGACUCUUCACCAAGGAAGAACACGCGCUCCAGUAAAAUGUUAGUCUUCAUCCAACAAACUUCAAAAACAAUUGAACCAGAAAUUUUGUAUGACUCCAAUCUGUCUGGGUUUGACUCAAGAGUGUUGAAGUCUGCAAUUUCAUUCAAAGAGAAUAUUAUAUUUGUUGUUGAAACAAGACAAGAGAAAUUCGGCUUUAUUCAGCAUGACAUUGUGACUCCACUCGCAAAGAAUGGACCAACAACUGUCACUUCAACUCAAAUGGAAUUGUUCUCGUACACCAAAACGUCGUCUUGUCCAACUUUCAUUAAGAGAAAAACGGAAUGCACUAAAGCUUUUACUGUACAUGGUGAUGAAUCUUCGACGUUACUGACAUGUUAUGGUGCCUUUUGGAUAGAAAAGAGUGGUGUUAUAAACUUCAAUUUUGUGAUGAAAGAUUUGUACGCUUUCUAUUCAGGAAUGGCAAACCCAUUGAUAUACAAAUCAUUCACGGAGAAAUCUGAAUGUAGCAGACUUCUUGUUCUCCAAGCUCUUUGA